Molecule: messenger RNA, 1278 nt
Organism: Psilocybe cubensis
Lineage: Eukaryota; Fungi; Basidiomycota; Agaricomycetes; Agaricales; Agrocybaceae
Product: DDB1- and CUL4-associated factor 7-like protein
Exons: 4
Coding region: 1-1278 (425 amino acids)
Cellular component (GO): nucleus
Molecular function (GO): protein binding
Source: RefSeq, a predicted model, not a curated record
AUGACCCAAACGACCAUGUUACAGUAUGAAGCACCCUGGCCUGUCCACAGUCUUGACUGGUGUAAAUCAUCUGCCCCAGGCCAACAACUGCGCCCGCGAUCGGCCUUCCGUCUCGGGGUUGGAUCCUUUACAGAAAAUUAUCAAAAUCAAAUCGCAGUUGUAGGCCUGCAGGAUGAACGAGUUCUAGUGGAAGACGAUUUUACCGACUAUCCUGAUUUUGUUACUCUUUGUGAGGCAUAUCAUGGAUAUCCUGCCACUAGCCUUCAAUGGCAACCAGCCUCUGCCACAAACCAUCCUUGGUCUCAAAAGUCAGCAGUGACAGAGCUUUUAGCCACCACUGGUGACGCUUUGAGAGUUUGGGAGUAUAGUGGUGACGGUUCUUCAAAUACAUCAUCCUAUGUGGGACGACCUCCAAUUUCCUCGGGACACAGUUUGACGAUGAAAACAGCGUUAUCGGGGCAGUCCAAAGUCCAGAAUCAGUCUGCAGGCGCCCCCCUCACAAACUUCUCUUGGAACGAAAAGUCUCCCAAUCUCAUUGUAACAGCAUCCAUCGAUACCACAUGCACAGUGUGGAACAUUGAUACAUCAACAGCAAUGACCCAGUUAAUCGCGCACGACCGUGAAGUGUACGAUGUAGCAUGGUUACCUGGGUCAACAGAUAUAUUCGUGUCUGUAGGCGCUGACGGCAGUUUACGUGCCUUCGAUCUUCGUAGCCUCGAGCAUUCAACCAUUUUGUAUGAAACCCCGGCGCCAAAGACUAUUCCACCUCCCACCUCCAACCCAUCUGCAACUGCACGUCCUCCUACCUCCCCGUUACUAAGAAUUGCUUUCAACCCUUCCGAUUCAAAUUACAUGUCUACCUUUCACAUGGAUGGGUCGGACGUCCAGAUUCUUGACAUGCGAAGCCCAGGGCAACCAGUGAUAGAGCUACGGGGUCACCAUGCACCCAUCAAUGCUCUUGGGUGGGGUUCCGCUGAGCGUCCUUUGUUGGCCACAGCAGGCGAUGAUUGUCAAGUCCUUUUAUGGGAUCUGGUAAAUUAUACUCAAGGAGCUGCUUCUCCUCGAAGUGCAGGAUCACGUUUGAACUCUCCCCGUCCAGAUGCCAAGAAGAGAGUGGUCACCGAACCAGUCAUGGCAUACACGGCCGCCAGCCAAAUAACCAAUCUCGCAUGGUCGCCCCAGAUCCAAGGCAUGACAAUGAAUUCUGGCUAUUCAACUACGAGUGGAGAGUGGUUAGCCAUUGCCUCUGGAAAGACAAUCAAAGCAUUGAAGGUAUAA